Messenger RNA from Physcomitrium patens, 2743 nucleotides. RefSeq names its product recQ-mediated genome instability protein 1. Gene Ontology annotation, cellular component: nuclear body; RecQ family helicase-topoisomerase III complex. The record is from RefSeq and is a predicted model, not a curated record. Gene Ontology annotation, molecular function: nucleotide binding. Gene Ontology annotation, biological process: double-strand break repair via homologous recombination; resolution of meiotic recombination intermediates. NCBI's taxonomy places the organism in Eukaryota, Viridiplantae, Streptophyta, Bryopsida, Funariales, Funariaceae.
UGGCUUCCCUCAUUCUACCCAGAUAUGCUUGUGAUCGGCGCCGUUGCGCGUGAGCAUUGAAGCUCCGAUCGAGAGCCGAAACCAAAUUUUGCUUGCGUUUCGAGGCUUCAAUUCGAGAUAUUGAAGCACGAAUUGGUGCGGCGGAGUUUGGUUGUGCAUCGGUGCAAUGGGGUGGUAGCAUUUCCUUGUAUCGUAGCAGUAGUUGUUGUUGUUGAUGUUGCUGUUGUCGAUGGGUUUGUGAGAAGAUGGGUUGUUGGAGGAGGAAGAAGAUGUUUGUGGGUUUGUAGAAUUUGGGGUUUUGAGGGUCUACGAGUUUGAGAUUGUUAAGAAGCUGUGCAGUUUUGCAUUGGUUUUUUUGUUUUUUUGUUUUUGUUUUUGUUUUUUUUUUUUUCGCUGAGAGUUGGGAUGAUGAAGGGUGUUGCGGGUUUAUAGUAUUUUGGAGAGCGUUGAGGGGAUGAGGUGGGAGGAGAGAAAGCUAUGGCGAGGAGGUUGGUGAGAGGCAGAAGCAGAGUGCUGCUCUCCGACUCCUCGGACGAGGAUUCCUCAGACAACAUCGACGUGGUCGUGAAGCACGUUGUCGCGGAGGGCAAUGCUGCGGCCCCGGCCUUAGUUGCUCCCCCGGGGAUUGAUUCCAUGGUGUUAGAGGACGAGAUCGAGGACGAUGACAUUUCCGUGGAAGAGGAUGAGCCUCCCGUGACCAUCUUCCCGCUCGCGGAGCCGUUCACUCCUGCUGUGAGUAGGGUUCCUCGACAGGAGAACAUGAACAGAAACAGCGACGACGGGUUGGGUAAUCCUCUCCACCAGCUGCUUCAGAAACGGGGAAUUCGUGUGCAUUCUGAAUGGCUCGCUUCGUUUGUUCGGGAGAUGGAGACUGCCCAACCAGGGUUUAGCACUUUCGGAGUAGAAAAGCAGGGCGAGUUUGCUUUCUCGCAUUUGCUUGUCGCCGAUUUCAAUGAAGUUGGCGCAGGUUGUUUGCCUAAUUCCUUCGGGAGUCUUCAUGCAACUGAGCUCUCUGGACCAUUUAUUCUUCAGGUGGAUGAGAUAAGUGAUAUCGGUGCUCCUUUGAGAGAGAGAUAUCAGCAGCGGGGUCCAAUGCCGACCAGGUGCCUGAAGCUUUCCAUGACAGACGGCGUGCAGCGUGUCAUUGGAAUCGAGUAUCAACCAAUCGCCGCUCUUCAUAACCUAUUUCCUGCUGGGUUGAAGAUCUGUGUGAGACAUGUGUUUGUACGACGCGGUGUUUUCCUCCUAAGCUGCGAUAGCGUGGAAGUCGUAGGAGGUCUUGUACCGCGUUUAGAGGAAGCACGUCAACGUGCAGUGCAUGAAAUUAAUAAACCGGCUCGGGGCAGUCGACACCGUAGAGGGCAGCCUGGGGACCGUUCCCUGGCCGAAAGGGCGACUGCUGCGGCUUGGGUCAGAAACACGGAUGAGACUAAUCCUGCUAAUCCUACAGCUGCACUGAAUGCGCGGGGAAAUUCUCGUGGGCACUCUAUGGAAUCCAUGCAGCCAACUGCAGCUAGUAUUUUUCAGUCGUUUGUUGCUCAGGACCAGCCAGCCCAUGAGCCUCGAGCAACACCUGUUCUUGAUCUCGAUACAAACAUAGGGCAAAGUAUACAUGCCGCUCGCACCGAAACCAGGUCAAAUUUUUCGGUGCAGCAAACAACUUCUGCCGUAGGCCCACUUCUCACUGAGACCAGGAUAAGUGCCGCAGUGCAACAAGAACCUGCUGCUGUUGAUCUUACGCAUACUGAGACCAGGUUAAAUGUGUCAGUGCAACAAGCAACUUCUUCUGUACAUAACCUUGAGGUAAAGAGAAGGCAGACUACAUUACCUUGGCUUCAGACACCUGCGAACGACACAGUGGUUUGUGAAGGCAGUCCUCCUAAAAUCUCAACAAGCACAUUUGGAUCUUCGUGCACACAGCAGCGGGUUGUAGAGCAGACCACCACACAUGAUUCUCUUGCUCAAGCUCCUGGUGCUGGUAUACAGACUCCCAUGAACUUGGAUAGUGAUGAUGAUGAUUUUGAUUUUGAGAGUGUCCCGGCCACUUCACAGAGGCAUCAAACUCCUUCAUUUAGUGAAGAACCUUUCACCUAUCUGGCCUUCCUAAAAGAAAGGCUAUCUGCAGGACCUGGAUAUAAUGCUGCCGUUGGCAAAAUCAAGUGUGUUCUGACAGGUGUAAAAGAUUUCAAAUUCAAAGACUCUGAAGAAUUUGCACUGAUCGUACAUGUGGAUGAUGGUAGCCUUGUAACCGAGGCUCUCAUCCACCAUGAGGUAGUGCAGAAGAUGGUUGGAUUUUCCCCUAAAGAAGUGAACAGAGCUCUAGCUAGUUCAAACCCUCAGGAUGUUCGAGAGAUGAAGAGCAAUAUGAAGCGGUUUCAGGCUUUCUUGAAAAAAUUUGAGGGCUUGGCGUACGUUCAAUACAAACAAAUAUUGGACCUACCUGUGAUUUCGCACAUGGAAGAGGGCGUGAAAGAAGGGGAUUUAACUGCAUUGCUGGCUCGGGUUGGCAAAGACACGUCUUUUAGGCAGCAUGAUAGUAGAAUAAAGUCAGAGUUCAUUGAUGUAUCACCUUAAACCUUCCAUUAACUAGUUAUUGUUAUUGCAAUUGCAACAACUAACCUUUGUUAUGGACUGCUCAAACCCAGCGUAGUUUAUAACAAACUAGUAUAUCUUGAUUGAAGUCAAUGACAUCUGGUGAAUCGAUUAUUUUUGUCCUCAUAAAUACCCAAGUGGUUAAUUUCUA